Molecule: messenger RNA, 453 nt
Organism: Lachancea nothofagi CBS 11611
Lineage: Eukaryota; Fungi; Ascomycota; Saccharomycetes; Saccharomycetales; Saccharomycetaceae
Source: the annotation of a GenBank genome assembly
AUGAAGAUCGUACUUCAAAAGGUCAGCCGUGCUUCGGUGUCCGUGGACUCGCAAGUUGUAUCUGGGAUCAAAGAUGGUUACAUGCUACUGGUAGGGAUUUCCGUCGACGACACCAUGAAAGACGUUGAGAAACUGUCAAAAAAGGUAGCGACGUUGCGUGCAUUUGACGAUGACACGGGCUAUGGCUGGAAGAAGAACAUCAAAGAGGUUCAAGGACAAAUAUUGUCCAUUUCGCAAUUCACGCUAAUGGGGAUAACUAAAAAGGGCACGAAGCCCGACUUUCACCUGGCGCAAAAGGGCCAUCUGGCCAAAGAGCUCUACGACAAUUUCCUGGCACUCUUACGUCAAGAUCUGGGUGAUGAUAAUGUCAAAGAUGGCGUUUUCGGCGCCAUGAUGAGCUGUGAAUUGGUAAACGAAGGCCCGGUAACCAUCAUUCUAGACACGACAGUCUGA